Sitophilus oryzae (rice weevil) is the source of this 1972-nucleotide messenger RNA. RefSeq names its product homeobox protein OTX1 B-like. The transcript has 4 exons. Gene Ontology annotation, molecular function: RNA polymerase II cis-regulatory region sequence-specific DNA binding; DNA-binding transcription factor activity, RNA polymerase II-specific. Bases 99 to 1514 code for a protein of 471 amino acids. The record is from RefSeq and is a predicted model, not a curated record. NCBI's taxonomy places the organism in Eukaryota, Metazoa, Arthropoda, Insecta, Coleoptera, Curculionidae. Gene Ontology annotation, cellular component: nucleus. Gene Ontology annotation, biological process: regulation of transcription by RNA polymerase II.
CCAGCGUACACAAAAUAUGUACAAUAUAUAGAACAUUUGUACAGAUGUAAAAAGAAAUUAAAUUAUUUUAAAUGUUAAUAUAACAAACUACAUGUUUAAUGUUGUGUUUACAAUAUGUGACUUAUUAUGUGGACAUGGUGAAAAAUACAGGCUUCAAAAUUACGCAGCUGGAGCAGCCAGGCCAGAGUGGGUGCUCUAUACAGCACCCAGCGGUCGCCUCAGCUGGGCAUAACAGCCUGUACGACCACCAGCAGCAGCAAGUGCAUCAGCAACAACAACAGUGCCUCAGGGCAAAUGGACUAGUUAACGGAGUAGCCAAGGGCAUACCUCACGCUAGCCCGCUCGCAACCGCUGCUCCCACUCACAGUUUCUUUCCGCAGUUUAAUAUGGCGGCUGCCUGGCCAAAUUACCAUUCCCUAAGACUGCACCCGUUCGGCAACAUACCAACAGUGUCAGCAUAUCCGCCAGUAUGUUCGUAUUUUCCAGCCGUUGCGGCAAGAAAACAGAGGCGGGAGCGGACCACUUAUAGCAAGGAGCAGCUACAAGUCUUGGAAAUUUUGUUCGACAAGACCAGGUACCCCGACAUUUUUAUGAGGGAAGAAGUUGCCGCUAAAAUUGGGGUAGCAGAAUCCAGGGUGCAGGUAUGGUUUAAGAACCGACGAGCCAAAGCCCGUACGCAACAGCAGCAACACGAGGCAGAGAGGAACAAGCCGAAGAAAAUGCGACGCCCUUCCGCAUCAUCGGCAACAUCAUCUUUGUCGCAACCGUCGACUUCUGUGUCUCAACCGUCCACUUCCGCUUCUUUGCCACAACCGCAACAAGAAGCCUCGAUAGUAGCCUCAACUGCCAUACUACCGAAAAAACUUUCGCCCCCGUCAAAUAUGCUGACGCCGACAAGCAGCAUAUCGUCCCCUCCGGGAUCAAGUUUAAAAACAGAUUUACCUGGCCAAUCUGUUUUAGAAAAGAUGACGGAGGUGUAUGGUUGCAGCCCUGACCUACCGACAACGGGGAGUCCAUUCAUUCAACAAAACUCCUCAUCGCCAUUCGGACAUGCGACACAAGGCUCACCGACUACGCAGGUCUCCCAGAUUUCGCCUCAGUCAUGCGUGUCACAUCUAAGCAAUACUAUUCAAAAUUUUACCCUGGGAAGUAGUGCGGGGAGCGUAAGCCCAUCCCCGCCUACGACACCGGGAAUGGCUGUGUACAACCACGCUCCGAAUGUUGUGCCAACGAACUAUCCCCACGCACAUACUCAAACCUACCAAACUGAUUUAAACAACCAUAAUGCUUGGUAUGCGAACCAGGUCGCUCAGACCAAUUAUUAUCAAAAUAACCAGAACCACGGGUCGUAUCCUAAUCAGGUUCUGAAUGUAGAUUAUCAUCACUAUCAAGCUUACCCUUAUCCAAACGGAAACCACUGGGGUAAUAUUCACCCACACCCGGGGUACAGCGUGCCACCCAGCACCUCACAAUGCUAUCCCAACUUUGAUAACCAAAAUCACAUGCAGCAUUAGUGAAUGGAUAGUAUUUUUGUCUGACGCAACGUGAUUGAUAGAACACUGACAAAAGCUGAUUGUCAUUUUUAAUAGUAAUAUUUUGUAUCAUAUGUAUAUAGGAUGAAACGAACGGAAAAAUCCGUUUAUUUUUGUAAAUAUUACAGUGUCUAUAGCAAUUAGGUACCACACGACACCAAAAUAUUAUAUGAUCAAAUAUGCUUUGACUAAGACAGUUAAAAAACCGCUGUCAUUUUGAGAAGCAUGUUUCGUCAUAAAUCAUUUUGACCAUUUUUUCAAUUUGUAAUUUUGUUUAUAUAUUUUUUGUUUACAUCAGUUUAUUUCAUACAUUUUAUUAAAAUUUCUGUUCUUUCUACUGCAUAGUCUAAAAUCUUGACUCGUACAUAAUCCUGAAAAGUUUGGAUUAUUCAGAUAUACAGGGUGACCCAGAAAUAAGUGCAAGUAUUUUAAGGGGUGGU